Molecule: messenger RNA, 1638 nt
Organism: Thelazia callipaeda (thelaziosis nematode)
Lineage: Eukaryota; Metazoa; Nematoda; Chromadorea; Rhabditida; Thelaziidae
Source: the annotation of a GenBank genome assembly
AUGGCAAUUUCCAAGAGAAAAGUAGAGAUAUGGCUUGACCUUGCAGCAACCAAUGAGCGACGCGGGCAACCUGUGGGUUGGUUAUCCUCUCAGGUCAGUCCUUUCCCGCGCAGCUUUAUCGUCACAGACAUGGCAUUUAGUAUGAUCUCGAAGGAUACAAGACUUAUAUGGAGUAUAUCAAAUAGCUCAGAUGAUAUAUUUGUGAAACCUAGCUUACUAACGCCACUACACGAUGCAGCUCAUGAGCUAAACUUGAACUGCUGCAAAUUUCUAAUUGAAAGUGAUAUUUAUGACGUGGAUUGUCGUGCAAAUGGUUCCGUCACCCCGUUAAUGGUGGUUUGCACUGUAGCUGACAGAAAUGAUGAAGCUACAGCAGUGGCCCAAUACUUUCUCGAGCGUGGAGCGAAUCCAAACGCUCUAAGUAAUAAUCUAAAGACACCGUUUGAUCUUGCCAUGAACUCAAAAAACUACAGUUUGGCUAAUCUGUUACUUAGAAAAGGUGCUGUUCCUAAAUAUGCUAGUAUAAAUACAUCGGAGUAUUUACAUCAAGCCGUGAGAUGCAAACAUACGGAAAUGAUAUGGAGACUUACCAUGCUUGGAGCGAAUUUAUUUCAAAGGGACAAGUUUGGUUAUACACCUUUAAUGAUAGCUGUUAAGGCGAACUAUUAUAGUGGUGUUACAUUUUUCCUCGAUGCUGCCCGAGAUCAGUGCACGAAUUUGAUUAAUUUUCAGUUGAAUGAUGGUUCAACUUGCAUACAUUUUGCUGCAAGCAGUGGAUUUGACCUAAUUCUGAAACUGUUAAUAAACAGAGGGGGAAAUUGUAACCUGACGUGUGCACUGUUUUCGACUACGGUCCGCCCUAAACUUCAUCCGAUAUGUUGCGCAGUAUUGCAUGAUCGCGACAAUUGUGUCCGUCUACUUUUGCCACACGUUGAUAGAAGUGUAUUGGAUGAAUCAGUUUUAGAUCCAGUUAUGGCUGCUGUCAUUGCAGGCUCUUCAAACUGUCUUGAUCUGUUAUUAGAUGCUGGUUAUCCUGUAAAUAUCCCACUAGGUGAAAUAAUGUAUACUUAUAUUAACCCUUCUUAUUUGGAACCAAUUUUUGGAUGCAAAAGACUUUUUACGCCCUUAUAUGAAGCUAUUUGCAAAGGUAAUUACACAUCAGCAGAAAAGCUGAUUAAAGCUGGAGCCGAGAUGACAUACACAAACCACUACCAUUCGCCAUUUUUAUACGCUUUACAAAAUUGUAACGACGACAUUUUGCUCCGUUUUUUAUUAAAUAACGUUGAUAUUAAUGCUAUGAGUGAUGCGAGGAAAUGCGAUGUUCCGGAUGCACUUAUUAUCAGCUUAAGUAGAUUCAAAUGGCAUCGUCUUGUAGUGCUUUUAAUUAGUGGUUUGGAUCCAGCGAUAAAAAAUUGGUGUAAAUGCAAAAAUGGUGGUUAUUCGUUGUUAGAUGAUAUCUUAGCUACACACGAUAUUAACACUAUUCAAGAAUUAUUACAAAUGUUAGUAUUGUUUUCGCCAGGCAUUCCAAAUUGUUGCCGUGAAGUUGCAAACGUUGUUAUGUCUGAACCAAAGAUACCGACGCUCAUGCACUUGUGUCGCCUUGCUGUUCGCAAGAACUUUACGACGUCUCAGCUU